AGCAAAGCUAGAAAAACCAAGUGAAAACCUCAAAGCUAGGCACCACGCGUCAACGCAUCAUCUCCUUCAAUCGUCUCCUUGUAGUGGCUAGUGUGCUCGAUCUGAGCUAGCUUUGGUCUCUUUGCCAUGGGAAACUGCAACUGCUUGGAGAGGGCGAGGGCGAAGGUGACGGCGUGGGGCGCGGAAGAGGGCGACGGCGGCGAGGACGAGUUCUGGGGCGCCACGGCGGCGGAGUUCUCCGGCGGCGGCGGCGGCGGGGCGCGAGGUGGUGUACCGUCGACGAGGAAGAAAGAGAUCAUCAAGGACGGCGGCGGCGGCGGCGAGGGUUCUUCUUCGCCGACGAGGCGCGUGAAGAUCCGGAUGACCAAGGGGCAGCUGCGGCGGCUGCUGGCCGGCGCCGGGAGGGGGGCGGCCGUCGAGGACGUCGUCGCGGAGAUCAUGAGCAUGGGCGACGUGCACGUCGAGCCCGUGAAGGCGGAGGAGGGCGGCGGCGGCCGCCGGCCGCCGCCGUCGCCGUCCAAGCUGGAGCCGAUACAGGAAGACAUGGACGAGUAGCAGGAGCAGCCAUGGAGGAGGAUAUGAUGGAGAUGAGCGUGAGAUCGUCGGAUGGAUCGAUCAUCUGGAGAUGGACGGUGGAUGUUUCUUCACCGAUUUUGCAUGCAUGCUGGCCUGCCUGUUUGUUUUGGAUCUUGUUUGUAUCUUUUCUUUGCUCUAGUUAAGUUUUGUAGGACGUACGUAUCAUGCUAUAUUAGAGGUAGAAAUUAGGGGAUAUGUAUAUACUAAUAGAUGUGUACGCGACUACGCGUGCACAUGUACAUUUUUGUACUGGUAUAUGUGAUGAUAUAUACUACCUCCGUUUCAGGUUAUAAUACGUUUUGACUUUGGUCAAAGUCAAACUGUUUCAGCUUUAA
Oryza sativa Japonica Group (Japanese rice) is the source of this 911-nucleotide messenger RNA. RefSeq lists its product as uncharacterized. The record is from RefSeq and is a predicted model, not a curated record. Lineage: Eukaryota; Viridiplantae; Streptophyta; Magnoliopsida; Poales; Poaceae.